ACCAAACCAGCCAGUAAUUUGCACUUUAGAAAGUUAGGUCGGAAGAGCGACUUCUGCUUAAUUUUGCGUAGGUGCUAGCUCAUGUAAUUUCUCCACCGGGUGAUCAUCAGUGGAUGAAGGUAAAGAAGGGAGGAGAGAAGAUCAGGGGGAGUAUGAACAAGGGCGAGAUGUUCUCGGGUCAGAAGAAAGAAGGAAGCAUCGUCGAAGCACCGAAACUGGCCGUCAGGCGGAGGAAGGCCGUUAGGAGCGUGACGAGGGAGGAGAUUGAGAGGUAUUGGAGGGUGAAGAGGAUGGAGGAGGAGGAGCAUCUGCUUGCCGCUCUUAAAGCUGCUGCUAGAAUCAGGGCUCGAGCUCUCUCUGAGGAGGAUUACAGGAGAUUCGAAGAAUCGCUGAGGGACAUGAUAAAGAAAGCCAAUGAGGAAAAAGAUGGCCAAAACCACAAGGAUCUGCAAGUGGGAAUCAAGGAUUGGUGGACCAAAAGCAGGUAUGCUUACUUGAACCAGCCAGCCAUCAGCAAACCAAUUGGGGAGUACGGAGCACCAAGCAAAGCUACUGCUGCGUACGUCCCACAAAAGAAUUGCUCCUACGCUCCUCCUCCCACUUGCAGCCCGGUGCCUACCUCACUUGGGGUCUUCUGAAACUUCACUCUGGAUGUACAAAAAAAUUAUAUCCUCGUGUGCAGGCUUAUUCUACUUCCACCGACUGUUAUUUGUUAUAAAUGUCCUAUUAUAUGUAUGUAUUUAUUAACGCAUGGUUGGACGAAGUUACGUGUAUGUUUGUAAAUCUGUCUAUGGUUUGAUGUAUCGUUAGGAUGGUUGGUGCUAAGCCCUCGUUCAAUCUUGAAAACAUUUUUCAUGGUCCUGAA
Molecule: messenger RNA, 865 nt
Organism: Asparagus officinalis (garden asparagus)
Lineage: Eukaryota; Viridiplantae; Streptophyta; Magnoliopsida; Asparagales; Asparagaceae
Exons: 3
Coding region: 114-638 (174 amino acids)
Source: RefSeq, a predicted model, not a curated record